AUCUACGUGGCAGAGGAGGGAGGCGAGGAAAGAACAAGGUUGGGAGAGGUUAUCGCGAAAUUAGUGCCUUCAGGUUUUGAGAAUGAGUGUUGCUUUUAAACAUCAGUCGAUUGGAAGAGUGAACGGGAGGAUGCUUCUUGAGCUGGGAUUGGUGCUGUGUACAGUGCUAACAGCCACAGAUUCAGCCAACGUUGUUAUCAACCCCAAAGAUUUAGAGAUUGGCAGAGGUGCUGAAUUUGUUAUCAGUUGUCAAUACAGUCUGACCGAUUCAGAUAUGAAUACUCGUAUCAUCGAAUGGCAUAAACUCUCAGAUAUUCCAAAUGAAGGACCGGCUGAUGUAGUCCAGUACUUUGGUGGAAUAUAUACAGUUGGAGAAAAGUAUAAGGGGAGAGUAAAUUUCACAGGAAACGCUAAGAAGGACGAUUGCUCAAUCAAGAUUGUGAAUGCAUUUACCACAGACAGUGGAACCUAUGAGGUUGAAGUUAAAUCUCCUUUGGGAGGCAGCGGGAAAGGCAGAUUUAAAGUGACUGUACUGGUCCCUCCAUCUCCACCGGUUUGUGCAAUUGAAGGAAAAACUGAAUAUGGACAAACUGUUAAACUGACCUGUCACUCUGCUGAAGGAUCUCCAAAACCAAUAUAUUCUUGGAAGAGUUUCAAUGUAAAGAAUCAGCCAAGACAGUUACCCCAAAUGUCUUCUCAGGAACCAGGUGAAUUAAUGCUAAAAAACCUUUCAGCUGAAACAUCUGGCUUCUUCAUAUGCACCUCAAAAAAUAAAAUCAAAGAAGUCUCCUGUAACAUAACCUUAGCAGUAAUGCCUCCUUCAAUGAACCUUGGCUUUUAUGGUGGAAUUAUUGGAGGUGCAAUUGCUUUCAUCGUAAUCCUUGGUAUCAUUAUUUACUGUUGCUGUUGCCGUGAUGAAAAAGCACCUGAAGAUUAUGAAAUGGGGGAUCCACACCACCAGGCAGAAUAUGCAGAGGGUGAAGAAGAUGAAGAAUUACCAGAACGGAAUUCUGCAAGGCGUGACCAUAGAGGAGCCUACUAUGAUGAAGUUCCUGAUGAGAAUGAAGGGGAAAACUCUCCCCGUCCUACUGUAAGAGCUCCACUGGCACCUCCCAAUAAACCUAAAUAUAUCCCAGAGAAUCAUGAUGUGUAAUAAAAGCAGUUUCCUAAAAGUAGCUUUAGUUUAAUGGAUAAAACUGGCCUUAAAAUUUCAAAAUAUAAUAUUAAACGAUUGGAACAGUUUAAAACAAUAAGAGUAUACAUACAAGAUUUUCUUUAAAAAGAAAGCUGCUUUUUCUGGAGUUGUCAAUUUUCAAGUAUGUCUUUAGAUUUUAGUUAUGCCCUGAAAAGGGCAGUCUUAAGUAUCAUUUUCAUCAUUUCAAUUUAGCAGUUUUGUGGGUUGGUUAGUUUAGUUGGUUGCAGUGCAAAGUGACCACAACAGCGCAGGUUCGGUAUGAAGUCCUGCCUUCUGUCUUCAGGUUAAACUCACUAUUAUUCAUCUCUCUCUAACAAAAGUUCCUCUGGGACAAUGGCAACUUCACUUUUAAGAUUUGUUACUUUUAAUUUUGUCCUUUUUUUAAAAAAACAAAAAAGGAGGGAUGUAAUUUGUUUAAAGUUAUUCCUAAAUGUGGGCUAUUGAAUACUUUUUCUUGCAAGAUGUCAAUUACGGCCUAGAUAAUUGAUAUCCUUUAAAUUUUAGCUUUUUAAAACUGAUAAUUAUCUUGGUGUUUGCUCACCCCCCCCCACCACACCACUGCCAUCCCCACACUUUUAUGGGGAUGGGUAGUCUCCUUUUGGAGCUAGAUAUCUCAACCCCAACUCCGGUUGGAAUUGAUGGCUAAGUAGGUUGCAUUUACAAUGUGGCCAAACAGGUUGACGAAAUAAGUGUAAAUCCUUCCAAUACAGGGGUUGGGGUGGAGUAAAGAUCUGCCACCUUGUCCAGCCUGUAGGUUGUGGCACUGUGGGCUAGACCUGCCUUCAGGCAGAGAAUUCAAAAGAAGAUGGGAAACUUAGCCUUCAGAGAAACACUAGUUUAAUUUAUUAAGUGAAAUUAAAGUAAAGUAAGCUCAGAGAUUUGAUAGAAUUUCAGAAUGGAAUAAAUAAAGGGAAACCACUUCCAGUGCUAAAGAGUUGAUGAGCACUAGUCUUAGAUUUAAGGUGAUUGGCAUGAGAACCAGAGGUAGUGUGGGGAAUCACAUUCCAGAUGACAAUUUGGUACAGUAACCAUUCAGACAUUAGUAGACAGUAAUCUAUGACAGAGAUUUGUUUCUAAAUGUCAUGCAUUUUGAUUUACUAAAUUACUCCACAAAAGAACUGGCAUAGAUUUGAAGGUCUGCAUUUCUCCCAUUUGUGGCAGAAUCCAUGUACUCUUAAACAUUAAGUAAUUAAUAUUAUCUCAAAAGUAACAGGGUGCCUGUUUAACUAACUAAAAAAACUUGAGUUAGCUUUUAAAUCAUUAUUUUUCUGUAAUUAACCAUAGAGAUUUUGUUCAUGGCUAUUGUAAACUACCACUUAAUACUUAAGACAGCUAUGCUAAAAGGCAACAAAAGUUCAUCUCAAAUUCCAGGCUCAGUUCCUGAAAAUGUGUCAAAUCUUAAUUUUUCUAUUCCUGAGCUAAUCCUUUCUGUAAAGUGAAGGAAGGGAAAAAAACAAUGCUGUCAUGAUGUUUCUGGUUUCUUAUGCCAUCAUGUUCCAAAGGCUCAGUUGGUUAAAAUAUGGCCUGUAGCUUAAAGAUGAUAUGGUCUAGAAAAUAGAUCUGAAUGAAUCAGUAAAAUGGACAACCUAUAUUACCUGAUCCCUAUUCCCACAUUUUUCCUUUUUAAAAAAAAAUCAAAUGUCUUUGAAAUUGUAUUUUCAAACAGGUGUACAUAAAUGAUGAUUCAAUAUCACUAUUGAUUUCCAAGCAAAAAAUCUUUGUCAUUAACUGUUUCUGCAUAUGUUUAAAAAUCAUCUUGGAUUUUUAGCCAAACAUUAAAUAUGGAGCUCCCAUGAUGAUACUUAAAGUCUGGUGAGGACUGUCUGCUUAGCUUUCUUACGUUGUAAUUCACAAGUGAUAUUAAGCCAGUCACAAACAUGAAAGGCAGUUUCCAACUGACCUUCUGUUUCUAUUUAGCUUUUCUUUUUGGAAGGAAAAGUAAAUUAUUUUGAUUCACUCGUCAAGUUUUAUGUUUAUUCAUGGUUGGUACUACAUGAAAAUGUUUCUGAUAAAUUUAUUGUCGAUUUUAGUGUUGACAUUCUGAAGUAUCUUGUUCUAAAUAACACUUUUAAAAGCUGCUAAAGGAAGUUAUAUGAAAGUCUGUCUGUUAAAAAGUUUGAAAAGGAAACAUCUUCACAUAUGGCUACCUGGCUUCACAAUCUGUUGUGAUCUCUUAAGAAAUUGCUAUAAAAUUCCUGAGACAUUUCUUUUAAAAAAUGCUUUCUUGCUAGGUACUGCAGAAAUUUAAACCCGUUUGUGCUUUUGUGCUUACUCCUGAAUGUUGAUCAAAAAUGUUAUCUUCGUCACUGAAUAAGGAAAUGAAAAGGGAUUUGAGGAAACCUGUUAUUGUUAACCAUGUAUAGUUGAGUUAGAAGUGGAUAAUUUAAAAUUGCCAUUCUUAACUGUCAUACUUGCACAUAACCAUUUGGGGGUGCAGUAACAAUAUCUGUUUUCUCCUGGGUUGGUAACGCACUGCACAAUUUUAUAAAAAUUCAAAUUUCAGUGUUAAGUGUGAAAUCAUACAAACAUCCAAUGAUGAAUGUGAAAUGUAAAAAAAAAGGCAAUUCACAUUGAUCACUUGUGCCAAUAGGACAGCUAAUGUUCAAAAGUAGUUUCACAUUUUUAAUUGUUUUAUAAAAUUGUGUUUUUUUUAUACAAAAGUUUUUCUUUUUCCCUAAUUUUACUGAAUGCAUUAUAUAAAAAUCUUAAAUUUA
This is a messenger RNA of Hemiscyllium ocellatum (epaulette shark), 3909 nucleotides long. Its product is annotated as cell surface A33 antigen-like. Gene Ontology annotation, cellular component: plasma membrane. NCBI's taxonomy places the organism in Eukaryota, Metazoa, Chordata, Chondrichthyes, Orectolobiformes, Hemiscylliidae. The transcript has 7 exons. The record is from RefSeq and is a predicted model, not a curated record. The coding region runs from base 83 to 1153 and encodes 356 amino acids.